UCCAUUUCUCCGAGCGUACAGUCCAGCCUCGAUUUCGAUUUAUAUCGUGUUAACAGUUUGUUCAAAAAGUAAUUGAUAUACAGCGAAAAUAUGGAACUCAAGAAAAUCGAGAGAACGGUGCUGAACAGUCACGAAAUAACGUUUACGGAUGGCAGGUCCCUGCUUCAUUGGAUGGUCAAGGAUAAGUGCUGACGAGUCUCACAAGAACUACCCAGCCAACUUCGCGUCCGUCAUCGUUCAUCUGCUGCGGAACGCGACGGAGAAUUAUCGCGACACGCACGGCUUCACGUACUUUCACGGGGCCUGCACGAUCGGCGACGUCGAACAAGUCGCACGAUUCGUCGACAGGUUGGGCGCGAACGUCAAUCUCGACGGUUACGCGCUCUCGCCGCUCUACCUAGCGGUCGAGUACAGGCGCAAGGAUGCCGUGCGAUACUUGCUGAGUCGCGGGGCGAAUCCGAAUUGGUGCGACCGGCUUGGGGACUCCAGCGUGCUUCACGGACUGGCGCGACUGCGCCGAUGCGACUGUCCCGGCUCGUACAGGCCCGUCGAGGCCACGCAGGCGUCGGCCGUAGACGAGAUCGUCGACUUGCUCGUGGCACACGGGGCGCGAAUCGACGCCCAAAAUCUUCGAGGCCAGACUCCGCUGGAGUGGGCCGUGUCGCGACUGGACUACGACACGACGCGAGCCCUCCUAAGACACGGCGCGCGUCCGAACAAUUUGAACGAGAAUCUGUCGUUGAGCGUGAGCGAUUAUACGGAGCACGAAUUAUCGUACCUUCCGGUCGUUUUGUACGUUCCUGAGAUGAUUAAUUUAUUGUCGAUGCAUGGGGUCGAAAUAAAUGUCAAUACUCGAUUGAAGUUUCUGAAAUUUUGGAUGACGGCUCGAAAACACGAAAUGGAUGAUACGAGGAAGCUUGUAUCUAAAAAAAAAGACGCACAUACUUGGAUUGUACGGGCAGAGAAAGACUUAAAAACGAAAGAAUAUCGCCUAAAAUUGCGCAAUACCCAUGGAUUUUUUAUUGGAGAAAAAGAUGGGAAACGCUUGGAAUAUGAGGUUGAGCGACUGAAACGAGAGGUUCGAUUGAAUCCAAAUUCUGAUGAGCCACGUCCUGAAGACAUCGUUCGCACAUUGGGAGGCAUUUGGGUGAAGGGAGACACCUCGCUGCUACAAAUUUGUCAGAUGAGUUACAGGCAGGCUUCUUUAAUUUUGAAAAACCUGAGGGGUUGGCGUUUGCCGCAUCUGGGCGAUGAACCGAUCGCUCGAGAUGUUGUAAAGAGACACAUCGCGAACGUUUUAAUGAGGCCCCAAUUGGAAUUAUUCGCGACCGAUACAUUCAUGAAGGAUGAUUGUCCAAGAAGUCUAUCUUACCUAUCUAAUGACCAAAUUUUCCGAUUGAUUGAUGACGAGGAGCUUGUUCUUAAGUGCGAGAAUCAAAUUCGUUUGCGCGAGGAUCAAACUCGUUUGCGCGAGGAUCAAACUCGUUUGCGCGAGGAUCAAACUCGUUUGCGCGAGGAUCAAACUCGUUUGCGCGAGGAUCAAAUUCGUUUGCGCGAGGAUCAAACUCGUUUGUGCAAGCAGACAAUCGAAAAACAAGCAAUAAUUUUCAUUUGCUUAAGUUUUUAUAUAUUUGUAAUCAGCCUAAUAAUAGGAAUAACUUUUUCAUACAUAAAUAACUAGCCUAAUAUGUAAAAUUAGCGUAAUAUAUAUAAUUAGAUGAAAUUAAAUUGAUAGGAUAAAUAAAUGUCAAUAAAAUCGAUCGGUAUUGUCGUAUCUAAAAUAUGUGUGAAUAUUCUCAGAAUAAUAUGUAUUGAAACAUUGUACUUGAAAUGUUUUGUGCCGUCUAGUAAAUUAAA
Trichogramma pretiosum is the source of this 1857-nucleotide messenger RNA. RefSeq lists its product as uncharacterized. Lineage: Eukaryota; Metazoa; Arthropoda; Insecta; Hymenoptera; Trichogrammatidae. The record is from RefSeq and is a predicted model, not a curated record. The transcript is spliced from 2 exons. The coding region runs from base 149 to 1681 and encodes 510 amino acids. Gene Ontology annotation, cellular component: nucleus; cytoplasm. Gene Ontology annotation, molecular function: protein binding.